ACACGGUGUAUCUCGGAGGAGCGUUUUCUUCGUCGUUUUCCUCCACUCUUGUCCACUUUGCCUUCACCACAUUCUCCUUAAAGCUGUGCGUGGCAGCAGCGGCAGCAACAAGCCCACACCCGGAGCGAUGGGAGAGGCCGAGACGCGCCAAAAAUUACUGCGCAAUGUGAAGAAAGAGGUGAAACAAAUUAUGGAGGAGGCUGUAACGAGGAAAUUUGUGCACGCUGACAGCAGCCACAUCAUCUCCUUCUGUGCGGUUGUGGAGGCCUGCGUGCUUCAUGGACUAAAGCGGCGUAUUGCAGGCCUGCUGUGCAGUAACAAGGUUGCGGCGCUCUUUAUGAAGGCGGCAAAGAGCUUUUCCCCCGCUGAGGAGCUGUGCCACAAAGUCCAGGAGCUGGAGCAGCUUAUUGAAAACAGCAAGCAGAACAGCUCCUCUCUAAGUAAUGACCGAGGUCGUCAAUCCAAGCUAGCAAACCUCCCUCCUCAGGCCCUCAAACACCUGUGGAUCAGAACUGCCCUGAUGGAGAAGCUUCUGGACAAGAUUGUAUUGUACUUAGUGGAGAACAGCAGUGCCUUCUAUGAGAAAGAAGCCAUGCUGAUGGAUCCUGUGGAUGGGCCAAUUCUUGCUUCUCUUCUAGUUGGCCCUUGUGCUUUGGAGUACACCAAAGUGAAGACUGCAGACCAUUUCUGGACUGACCCAUCAGCUGACGAGCUUGUGCAGCGACAUCGCAUCCACAGUGGCCACUGUAGACAGGAUUCACCCUCCAGACGGCCCGCGCUGAUCCAGAAGAGACAGUCCAGUGGCAGCAUGGAUGAUCGCCCCCUCAUGUGGGUCAGGGAUUAUGUUGAAUCCCUUCACCAAAACUCCAGAGCCACGCUUCUGUUUGGAAAGAAUAACGUCCUGGUGCAACCAAGGGAUGACAUGGAGGCCAUCCCGGGAUACCUCUCUCUACACCAGACUGCAGACGUCAUGACCCUGAAAUGGACACCUAAUCAGCUGAUGAAUGGCAAUGUGGGGGAGCUGGAUUCUGAGAAAAGUGUUUAUUGGGAUUAUGCAAUGACAAUUCGCUUGGAGGAGAUUGUCUAUCUUCACUGUCAUCAGCAAGUGAACAGUGGAGGAACUGUAGUUUUGGUGAGCCAGGAUGGGAUCCAGAGACCUCCUCUACAUUUCCCUAAAGGAGGCCACCUCCUGCAGUUCCUCACCUGCCUGGAGACAGGACUCCUGCCUCAUGGACAGCUGGACCCACCCCUGUGGAACCAGAGAGGAAAGGGGAAGGUUUUCCCCAAACUGCGGAAAAGGAGUCCACACGGCUCGUGUGAUUCGGUGUCGGAUAAGGAGGAUGAUGAAGCGACAGAUUAUGUGUUUCGGAUCCUCUUCCCAGGCAAUCAGAUGGAGUUCAUGGCUCUGGAGCUGAUGGACCAGAGUGUGAACAUGUGGCAGCCAACACCCAGAAAGUCAUCAUGCUCCUCCUGCUCUCAGAACGGCUCCUCUGAUGGCUCUCUGCCAAAUGGAUGCAACCAAGAGAGGGCUCCCUUGAAGCUCCUCUGUGACACCAUGAAGUACCAGAUUAUCUCCCGUGCUUUCUAUGGAUGGCUGGCAUACUGCCGUCAUCUGUCCACAGUUCGUACUCACCUUUCAGCGUUAGUUAACACCACUAUAGUCGACCCUGAUGUGCCCUCUUUGGCCCGAGACGGCCUCUCUGUGGAGGUGUGGAGCAGGUUCCUCAAAGAUACCUCUGCCUAUGAAGAAAAGGAGAUCCACCGGCUCGUGUAUUUUGGCGGUGUGGCUCCUUCCCUACGCAAAGAGGUCUGGCCUUUCCUUUUGGGACAUUACCAGUUCACCAUGACUGAGAAAUGCAGACUUGAGAUCAAUGAGCGGAUGCAGAGAAUGUAUGAGCAGACGAUGAAGGAGUGGCAGGGCUGUGAGGCCAUCGUUCGUCAGAGGGAGAGGGAGAAACACGCCGAGGCUCUUGCCAGAUGUUCGUCUGGAGCCAGUGUGGAGAGAGGACCGGUGCAGCGGGACUCCACCAUCAGUACAGACUCAUCUCUAAGUAGCAGCUCAGAGCCACAGAAUCCAAAUUCACAAAGUGAUUCCAGCAGUAGCGCACAGGUCUUUGGAUCAGUGGAAGCAGUCGAUCAGAUUGAGACUGAGCCUAAAUCUGAGGAAGGAGAAGCUCAGCAAAGUAGUCCAGUGAAAGAAUGCCCAAGUGAAUAUGCAGAUGCCCCACAAACUCCCUCCUGCAAUCCCUCCUCUCCUGAUCAGCAUUUAGAGUCUGAAAACAAAUUGGAGUCAGCUGUUGAAUCUGCAACCGAGCUGCAGCCAGAAGAAGAAUCAGAGGACCUUAGUGAUAAAACUAAAGAUGCGAUAGAGCCAUCAGGAGAAAAUGUAAAAGAGCCACUAGAAAAGGACUUGGCCUCCGAGACAAAAGAGGAGACCAUUCCUGAAAGUGACCAAAGUAAGGAGUCACAAGAGACAACUGAGUCUGCAGAAAAAGAAGAUCAAACUGUGAAUGAGCAAUCAGACGAUUCAAAAGUGGAUGACACCAAUUCAAGUUUAAGAUGUGUCCCAGAGAACACUAACGUCCUAAAACUAGAAACAGAGAUUCAUAAUGAGUAUUUCCAAGCACCGCCACUUGGGCAGACUUUACUAGCACACAAGAGCAAAGAUCAGGAAGAGGAGCUGACUGCAAGAGAAAAAGAUGCAGAAGCAACAAGUAAAACAGAGGCAGAGAAUUCUGAAAACCCAGAAACAUCUGCUGAGACAUACCAAAUGUCAAAGGCUGAUACUUCAGAGUCAGAGAGAAAGGAUGCUGAGGCAGCAGUGAGUGACUUAACUGAAGUCAAGAAAGCUGCAGAAAUCUCAUUUGAGAAACCAGGUUCAAAUUCCCCUGUCAGACAAGUCCUGAACGCUCUCCAAUCAGCAUCCAGGGGGAGUCUUUCAUUGUCAUCCCGGCACUCUCCUGACACGGCAGAUUCAGAUGACUCUCCUUCUGCCCUGGAAAUGGAGGACAUUCCUGCUGGGAUAACAUGUGUGAACUCCGAGGAUAUUAAAGCCAGGCCUUUGGCAGGACUUGCAGCACCUCCUGUUUCCCUGGCUCAAAGAGAGAAAAUGGCCUCAGUGGAUUUUGUCCUGGAUCACCAACUGGACACGAGUCCUGAGGGCACCGACCUGGGCCUGUCUGAGGAGGAGCCAGAGAUGGAAAAUGUGCUCACUGAAGCAGAGUCUACUGAGGCAGGAGGAGACGUCAAACAGGAUGAAUCCUCAGAAGAACAGACCUAUUCUCAAGAAACACUGGACAUGUACCUGAUCAAUUUGCAUCGCAUUGACAAAGACGUCAGACGCUGUGACCGAGCAUAUUGGUACUUCACUCCUGAGAACCUGGAGAAGCUGCGUAACAUCAUGUGCAGCUAUGUGUGGCAGCAUCUGGACACAGGAUACGUCCAGGGCAUGUGCGAUCUCCUCGCUCCUUUGCUGGUUAUUCUGGACGAUGAGGUCAUGGCUUUCAGCUGCUUCACUGAAUUGAUGAAGAGGAUGAACCAGAACUUUCCUCACGGAGGUGCCAUGGACUCUCACUUUGCCAAUAUGCGCUCUCUCAUCCAGAUCCUGGACUCUGAGCUGUUUGAACUGAUGCAACAGAAUGGAGACUACACUCACUUCUACUUCUGCUAUCGCUGGUUUCUUCUCGACUUCAAAAGAGAAAUGGUGUAUGAUGAUGUGUUCUCCGUUUGGGAAACAAUCUGGGCAGCCAAGCACACAUCCUCUGAGCAUUUUGUUCUCUUUAUCGCUCUGGCGCUCGUGGAGAUGUAUCGAGACAUCAUCCUGGAAAACAACAUGGACUUCACAGACAUCAUCAAGUUCUUCAAUGAAAUGGCAGAGCGACACAACGUCCCGCAGGUCCUGCUGAUGGCUCGAGAGUUGGUCCACAAAGUGCAGACGCUCAUAGAAAACAAGUGAUGAGGGACACUACUCCUCCUCUGCUGCUGCUCCCACUCCUCUGUGCUAAAUUGUUUAAAACACACAAACACGUAGUGCAACAAUCAGAGGAAACUGAAAUGCAGAGAGUGGUGAGUUCUGAAAAGACAACGGUCAUAAAAGCUGCUUAAUAUUCUUAGAUAGUUGUUUAACAACCUUUUUCCAGUUGCGCCUGUCUGUGUGUGGCAGAUGCAACUUUUACCAGUCAGUUUAAAAGUGUUGUUGUUCACCCAGUGAAUGUACCCUCGUUGAAACUGCUUAGGGAUGUGGUUUUAUUUUGCCUUAAAUUUUGCUAUUUUUCAGGGAUACAGCAACCAAAUUAACCUGUGUUAUUAGAUAUGCAUCAUGGUUGAUUUUGUUCAGUUUUACCUUCUCUACAUCUUGUGAAACACUUGAAUAUAUUUUCAGUAUUACUGGUAUUUUGCUGAAAUUGUAGCUAUAAUGAUAAAACAUCUAGUGAUGCACUUUGAAACAUAUUUUCAGUUAUGCUAUCUGACACAUUUGGUCCUGAAAUGUUAGCGGUACAUCAGAUAUUUAAACCAACCCUCCUUAGUAAAAGUAGCAUGUAUGGUUCGCUUCUAAAUAGCCAUUUUGGGGAAAACCUUCUGGCUACUUUAGGCCUGCUGGUCCACCUCUCUGCCUCUGAUGAACACGAGCUUGGAAGAUAUUUAGACUCAUCCUGUGAUCACUGGGCACAAACAAGCAUUUGAUUGCACUUAGCUUGGGUUGCCUUGUCCUCUGGUACUCAUACUGUGUGCUCCUUUUAUCUGACCACCACUAUGCAUCCUAAAACUGGAUAAUUUCAUCCCUUGACACAUGUUCUGGGUGUAUUUUCACCACUUCCCUAUUUUAUUUGAACCUGAGAUCAGCCUGAGGCCUGAGGCCAGUCUUGGUUGCCUUGUUUUUAACACCCUCUAGUGACGCUUUUCUGUGCCACAACCAUGAAAAAAGGAGUGGUAUUCCUUGUGUACCUUUGCGUUUUUCUUCAUUAUUACCUCAAGAUCCCUGUGUCCAUACAAAAAUGUUUUGUUUGAUAAUAACGUAGACCUUCAAGUGAGGCUUAAGCACCAUGGAGUCACUUCAGUUUAUAAACCCUUCAGAUCAUUUAAAUCAAAGUUUCAGAGUAUACUUAAUACAGGAUGGUGUAAGGAAUGGUUCUGUGGUUGCCUGACAGUUGUGUGCAGUCAUGUAGAUGUUAAAAGCUGUGAGACAACACUGAGUCCUCUGCUGCUAACCAAAAGCAAUGAGAUGAAUCAUACGAGCUUAAAAAACUACUUUAUCAGAAAUUCGGUGUAAAAAUCCCAGUGUUGAAGAAGUACUCAGACCCUCUUCACUUCUUUCAAUUUUCUUAUGUUGCAGCCUGACGCUACAGAGAAAAAAAAAACAUUUUUUUCCUCAA
This is a messenger RNA of Cheilinus undulatus (humphead wrasse), 5372 nucleotides long. It is a transcript of the gene sgsm1b, whose product is annotated as small G protein signaling modulator 1b. Lineage: Eukaryota; Metazoa; Chordata; Actinopteri; Labriformes; Labridae. Bases 128 to 3955 code for a protein of 1275 amino acids. Gene Ontology annotation, molecular function: GTPase activator activity. Gene Ontology annotation, biological process: activation of GTPase activity. The transcript is spliced from 25 exons. The record is from RefSeq and is a predicted model, not a curated record.